Messenger RNA from Falco peregrinus (peregrine falcon), 6063 nucleotides. It is a transcript of the gene CAPN6, whose product is annotated as calpain 6. The transcript has 14 exons. Gene Ontology annotation, molecular function: calcium-dependent cysteine-type endopeptidase activity. Gene Ontology annotation, cellular component: cytoplasm. The record is from RefSeq and is a predicted model, not a curated record. Gene Ontology annotation, biological process: proteolysis. Lineage: Eukaryota; Metazoa; Chordata; Aves; Falconiformes; Falconidae. The coding region runs from base 749 to 2683 and encodes 644 amino acids.
ACUGUAAGUAAAGAUGUCAUGCUUCUCCUGUCAGGCUGAGGAGGGGACCCUGCGAGUGCACCCUGACUGAAAAGGGGACCUGCACUGCCUUGUCUUCACUGUUCUGCUGAAAUCCUUUUUCGAAUCAAAAUAGGAAUCUCAGUGGAAAAAAAGGGGGUCAGAGAAAGACUUCAAAGCUCAGUGGUUGAAAGCUGAGAGAUGUAAGGCCUCCUGUACCCCUGCUGAUAUCAAGGGGGAUUGCCAUGGAUUGCUAUGGAAACCCUGGGGGCAGCUGUGGAGCCCUUGUGCUGCCCAGAGAGGUGAAGCACUGGGGAGCUCAGCUCAGAGGCUGGAAAAGAUACAAAGCAAAACUGUAACUGUAUAUGGUCAGGGAAAUGUAAGGGAAAUCUUACAAAAAUGUAAGAAUGGCUGACCUGUACAGCUGUUGGGGUUUUUUUCCCCCCUUCCCCUCUCUGCUGUCCCUCCCCUGGAGCAGUCCCUUUCUCUCCACAGAGCAGCAGCAGCAGGUCUCUGAACUGCGGUGCGGUAUUUUUAGGACCUUUGCUACACUGUGCAUAGCAUGACAGCGCAGGGAGCCCUGGGAAGAGCGGCGGCCAAGCCGUGCUUGGUGUUCUCUCCGCGCUGCCUGUACCUCCUGUCAGCUGGGCCCGAGAUAACUCGAGGAAGAGGAGAUACAUCUCUAACCCCUGGUGGGAAAGAAGAGGAGAGGAAUUGAUGCACAGGAGUGUUCCAAACACAACAGAAAGAUAUGCCUUCCUCAGUGCAACUCUUCAGAGAUCAGCAGUACCACGAGCUGAAAGGGCAGUGUAUCCAGCACAGACGGCUCUUUGAAGAUCCAGAGUUUCCAGCCUCGGAUGAGUCCCUUUUCUAUCAAUCAGCGCCACCAAGGAAAGUUGAAUGGAAGCGCCCAAAGGACCUCUGUGAAGACCCCCGCCUGUUUGUGAAUGGAAUCAGCUCCCACGACUUACACCAAGGCACCCUGGGGAACUGCUGGUUUGUGGCUGCAUGCUCCUGCUUGGCUCUGAGGAAGACCCUCUGGCAGCGGGUGAUUCCAGACUUUAACGAACAAGAAUGGGACCCUAAAAACCCAGAGAAGUAUGCUGGGAUUUUCCGUUUCCGUUUCUGGUGCUUUGGAGAAUGGACAGAGGUGGUCAUUGACGAUCUGCUGCCAACAGUGGACGGGAAGUUGAUCUACUGCCAUUCCAACGUAAAAAAUGAAUUCUGGUGUGCGUUACUGGAAAAAGCUUAUGCAAAGCUGGCUGGAUCUUAUGAAGCCCUAGAUGGAGGCAGUGCUGCAGAUGCAAUUGUGGAUUUCACUGGAGCCGUGGCAGAAUCUAUUGAUUUGGUACAGGGCAAAUACGGUGAGAUUAUUUCUGAGCAAAUGAAGCUGUUUGAAGACUUGCUGAAAGUGCAUAAAAGAGGCGGGUUGAUCAGCUGUUAUAUUGCGGUUUCCUCUGGAGGUCCCAGUGAAGUGGAGACAGAGAUGGGUCUUGUCAUCGGCCAUGCCUACUCAGUGACUGCAGUUCGGAAGCUGCGCCUUGGAGAAAGGCUCAUAUUCUCUUUUAAGGCAGAAAAGCUGUUCAUGAUCAGGUUGAGAAAUCCCUGGGGAAAAAGGGAGUGGAACGGUGCCUGGAGUGACAAUUCUGAGGAGUGGAAGAAAGUCAGCAAUUCAGAACGUAAGAGCUUGGGACUCACUCUCGAAAAUGAUGGAGAGUUCUGGAUGACAUUUGAGGACUGGUGUAAGAAUUUCACUGAUGUGGACAUCUGCCGGAUUGUGAAUACCUCCUACUUCAGUCUCCACAAGACCUGGGAGAAGAAAAUGAUGCAUGGGGCUUGGGCAAGGAAUUCAGAGCCCCUGCUAAAUCGCUCUGGUGGAUGCUUUGAUAACAGAGAGACCUUCCUUCAGAAUCCCCAGUAUGUCUUUGAUGUUAAGAAGACUGAGGACAAAGUGUUGGUCUCGUUACAACAGGAGGAUCGUCGCAAAUACAAGAAAGAAGGGAAAGGAGAUAGCAUCCCAAUUGGCUUUGAAAUAUUAAAGGUGGAGGAUAACAGAAGCUACAGACUACACCAGCUCACUGUGCAGGAGAGAGUGGCCACAUCUCUCUACAUCAACACACGCACUGUAUUCUUGAAGAGGAUCCUUAAGCAAGGCCGCUAUAUCCUUAUCCCAACUACGUAUCAUCCUGGCAUUGUUACCAAGUUCAUCCUCAGGCUCUUCACAGAUGUGCCAUCAAAACUCAGGGAGCUGAAGGCAGAUAAGCCUAAAAUGACAUGUUGGAGUCUUCUUUGCGGCUAUCCACGCAGAGUCACCCAAAUCAAAAUUCACUCUGCAGAGGGUUUACAGAAGCAAGACAGAUCGGGCGGAGCGGAUCCCUAUGUGCUUAUCAAGUGUGAGAACCAAAGCAUGCGCUCCCCUGUGCAACAUGAUACGACCAGUCCCAUCUUCGACACACAAGUGAUCUUCUACAGAAAGAACAUAGACAGCCCUAUCAUUGUCCAGGUCUGGAACAGCAACAUCUUGUGUGACCAGUUCCUUGGACAGGCAGUGCUGGCAGCUUCACCCAGUGACCCCAGAGAACAGCAGACUCUGCAGCUCCAAGGGAGAGGCAGCCGAGAAGCAACCGAGGUGCCAGGUCACAUCACCGUCAAGGUUUUUUCCAGCGAUGACCUCGUGGAGCUAUGAAUACCAAAGCCCCGCAGAGCCAGACAGAGCUGUCACCUCACAGCAGGGGGGCUUGUCUGUGCUUUCUGUGUGAAUGACUUGGGAGCAAAGGUUGCGCAUAAUCAUAAUCACUUUAAAAAGAAAAAGCCCUCUAACUCUCCCCAUUAUCCAUGAUAACAGGGAGAGAGGCUUUUAAAGAGGGGAAAAUGCAUAGUUAUACACAUAUAUAUGUUCAUGAUACAGCAAAUACAGUAGAAGAGGGGCCAAACUAAGCAUUAGCAGAUAAGCUAAUUAAGAUACGACUGUAUUCUCCAGCAGCAUCUUUCAGGAGCUUUCGGCACAUGAGCUGGAAGCACGUGUGACUGUUCUCACAGGUUCCCAGCACACCAUCAUCUGUUCUCAGCAGUGGGACGGGAGACAGGCAGGAACGGCUGCAUCUCCAUGGUCAUGUACCAGCAGGUUGGUGGCGUGGCAAGCACAAGGUGGAUUUGCAUGUUUCAGUCUUUGUUCACUGUCAGGCUGUAUUUGGGAGGGAGAUUUUUUUAAGCUUUGAUUGGAAUUUUUUUCCCCAUAUAGGGAUAUAAAAUUCCUGAUGAGUUUCAUUGUUAUUGCAACAGAUCAGAUGUUUCUGUUCCUUGGUGAAAGUGUCAUUAUUCAAGGAGUUCAGUCAUAGGUCGUAGCCUUAAGACCAGGCAUGCCGGGGCAGAACAUUAAAAUAGAAGGACAGAUCUUGCAGUGCUGAUUUGAACACCACAGCAAAUAAGAGCAUUGCCUGCAGAAAGGCUCUCAGAUUGACUUUUUUAUUCUUCUGUUCACCUCGGGCUGGCAAACUAGUAUCUCUGGCUAAGGGAAGGGCGCUUCACAAUUCCACUAUGGUUUUGCUCAGAGGACAAAUUGAGUAAUGGGAGCCUCCUUGCUAAAGAGGCUUUGUUUAAUCCACAUGAUGCUAAAAAUUGUACAACACUCCUUGUGCUUCAUUGGAUGUGAUGUGUAGCACCAGAUUGAAAGAGGAAAAAAUUCACUCUCAAUUAUGAUGCGUUGUAAACCAAAGAAGCUGUGCCCUGGCAGGUACCAGGCUUCACUCUCAAAAUUUCGCAUUGUUUUUUUGCUGACAGAGCUGACAUCUUUGAUGAAGUGUAGCUUGGGUAUAAUGGAGGACAGGCAUUGUUUCUAUUUCCUUCGAAGCAGGGUUCCGGUACAAACUUUCUUUUCAUUUUUGCAUAUAGCCUGAUGGCAGAGUUUCCUCACAGCAGACAUUUCUGCGUUGUCAAGCUGUGCAGUGAUCCUGGCAGUGUAAGAGGCUCACUUGUUAGAUGACUUGGAAAUGGAUUUUAUAUGGUUGCAAAUUCUGGUCUUGAAAGUGAAGCUAAAGGAUGACUAUUCUGCCUUUUUUAGAGUCAGGAAAUUUGGAUUUCUGUGUACCUCAUAACCGCAUCAGCCAUUUUGUGUAAUUUUUAUAAUUUAUAAAAUGGCCCUCAUAGAGAUAGUUUUCACAAAUGGUUUUGAAGUCUCCUCAGUACUCCAAAAGGAUCAUUGCUGUGGUGGGAAAGUGCUUUGUGUGAUAUGUUGAAGAUGGAAUGUAAGGCUAUGAAUGGUAUUAUACUGCCAUCAGCGUAGUUGCAUGUACCAAGUACCUAAAUCCAGCUCUCUUUUUAAAUAGCUUGGGCUCAAGCCAUUUGGCACGCAGAGCAUUUGUCAGAUGUGAACUACAUGUGGUUGACAGCCCCACAGGCAAGUGUAAUUCUUCUCUAUAAACUUAUAGCUUCAUAGUUUCUUACUCACAGAUAUGUCUGUAAACUUUUUGUUUAAAAAAAAAAAGUGUGAACUUUCUCAUACAGACCGGAGCUUGGGCAAGCCACACAGGGAACUGCAGCUCAGUCUGAGCCCUGCACACAGACCUGUUUGCUUUGCUUCUCCUCACAUACUAUUUGAUGCUGUGGUAGCUGCUUCUCAGCAGUGUGGCAUGAUGGGUGACUGUAGCCUGUUGACACACCUUCACCGUACAGGUGGAAAGCACCAUACUGGCAUUCCAGCACCGUUAAAGCUCCACACUGCGAUUUGUAGGGCAGCAAGGUGUGCAGGAGAGCACGCUGAGGCAGAGCAGCAUAGGUCAUGUUGUAUGACCCCUGUUUCAGACAGACUUUUCUCCAGGAGCUGUUCUGUAAGAGAUGGGUGCAGUAAGGAGGGGUUGGCUUGGCCAGCUGAUUGAUUUAGGUCGGUGUUUAGCCUGAAGAAGAUGCCUCUUAGAGGUGGCGCCCAGCACGGCCAGGCUGCUUUCCCCUCUGCGAAUGCAGGCAGCUGGCAGGAGACCGGAGGCUUAUGCCUCCCUGCCCCAGUGCUUGCCUGAGCUCAUCAAGGGCACAAAGCCAUCUCACCUCCAAGCCAGAGCGGGGGUCCCUUGGCUGUGUCCUUUGAGCCCUGCAGCCCUGGCCUUCAGCUCCCAGCGCUGCUGCCACAUUUCAGCAUCUGUGUAAGGGUCGUCCCCAGCAUCAGCGAGGCAGUGGGAGCUUGACCAGCAAUUCUUUGUUGUGUACAGCCUGACAAAGAAGGAAGUCAGGGUGGAGUGUAUAAAACUCCUGAUUUUUAGGCCUCGAUAUUUGGCGUUUUGACCCAGCUCAAGACAUUCCCAGUUUGUCCCCAUGCUGUGGAGACAGGGGCCCUUGAACACCAGUGCUGGUCCAGCUGGAAAUAGAGCUCUGAUGCUCUCUCAGCAUUGCCCUGAGGGUGUCGCAGUCCAGCGCUGGUAGCUGUGGGAGCUCAGGCAUGCUGAGACCAAGCAGAAUGUCUGUACCUCUGCAUUUAUUAAUUGUUGGAAGUAGUUGGAACAGGCAGGAUUUGCCCAGCAGCAGGAGCUGAUCCAACCUGGGAACCACGACUGGCUGUGCUGAUGUACAGAGGCUUCUGGCUUCCAGGCAAUCCUAGGUGAAGCCAAGGCAGGAGUGGCUUGAAAGGGGCUUGCUGCACGAGGGCCCGGGCAGGGCAGGGCACCUGCUGCUCUGUGGGCUCUUGCUCCUUUUGUACGUCUUGCCAUGCACUGAAAGCAAAGCCAGCUCUGCUGGGUUUUCUCUUACAUAGGUGGUAAAUGUGAUGAUAUGUUUGAGAUAAGAGGAUUUACUUUUCAGACAGAUACAGGAAUUUAAGAUCAAAUGUUACCAGGUCAUCAUUGUACUCCUGGCCAGUAUUUUUUAACAAUUAAUGAAAACUUGUGGAAAAAUGAAUGUUUUUUGUUUUUUUUUUUUUUUGUGAGGGACUGCAUUUAUGUAUGCACUUUGGCCACCUUCAGCAAAGAGUUUUGGUUCCCAAAAAUUAAGACGAGGAAGUAGUUAGACAAUGUUUCAUUUCGACCUUCCUUUAUUUUUUAAUGUGAAGUGACUUAAAUAAAAGUUUAACAAAAAAAUAAA